Messenger RNA from Acanthocheilonema viteae, 927 nucleotides. Lineage: Eukaryota; Metazoa; Nematoda; Chromadorea; Rhabditida; Onchocercidae. The record is from the annotation of a GenBank genome assembly.
AUGGUUCAGAAUGGUCCUUCCUGGUUUAUAUGCCCAAUAUACUCAAUGGGUGGUCUAGGACGGGCUCGCGGAGCUUCCUCCUUUUGCAUCACUGCCACCGGCCAUCGAAAGAGGUGCUGUGAUGAACUGCCGUUAAUUGCCGCACCACUGAAAAUUCGUUCUUUGCUUCUGAUCGAAGUGAUGGAAAAGUGUGUUUUUUGUGGUUGGCAUCGCCGUACCAGCGGUCCAGCGUUGAGAUUUUACGGAAUUCCACGUGAGCCAGGUUUAAAACGUGUAAGAUGGUUGUGUGCUAUUGGUGAUCGAGAAUUAUCACCCAAAGAUAAGGUAUGUAGUGUACAUUUUCGACAAGGUCGACCAUCCAACGAUCCAUCACAUGAAGAUUUUGCUCCUCAUUUAUUCUUACAACGUUCAAUAUCACAGCCCACUGCUAAGACGUUAACAUACCUUGAAAGUCUUGCUAAUGAUGAUGAUUUUGAUGAAAUGCCUUCUGUAUCACGACCGGAACGCUCUGAACGUUUGCAUGCAUGUAAGCCAUCAAUUUUACGAAAACGGCGAAAGCUCGUAUCUUCUUCAAGUGAACCUAAGAAAACCGAUCAGAAUACGAUCGGAAAUGCGCAAAAUUGUUCGUCGGAAAAAAAUUUGUUAACAGAAAUCCAAGAAGUGGAAAAAAGGACAUCAAAAGACGAUACGCCAAAUGUUGUGAUGUUCACGAAUCCUAUGACUGGUAUGAAAAAACGCAUGAAAUUACAACAUUUACCUCGAUCGUUUGUUGAAGCAGUGGGUAUUAAGCCAGGUCAAACUGUAAUUAUCAAACGUCGGAUACGAGUGGCUAAAUCAGCGCGAAAUCAGGCAGAAGAAUCUGACACUAUGGAAAAUGUACUGGAAAAAGAAGAAAACCUUUUGGAAAAUACAGCAAAUAUAUGUUGA